Messenger RNA from Fonticula alba, 5915 nucleotides. RefSeq lists its product as hypothetical. NCBI's taxonomy places the organism in Eukaryota, Rotosphaerida, Fonticulaceae. Gene Ontology annotation, cellular component: plasma membrane. Gene Ontology annotation, biological process: Ras protein signal transduction; positive regulation of GTPase activity. Gene Ontology annotation, molecular function: guanyl-nucleotide exchange factor activity. The transcript has 10 exons. The record is from RefSeq and is a predicted model, not a curated record. Bases 256 to 5895 code for a protein of 1879 amino acids.
CUCUCCCCCUGCCCCUUUCGUCCCCCUUCCCCCUCCUCUCCUUCCCUCUCUGUCCCUCCCACCGCACCGGCCUUCGAUUGUCCCCGCUCCGUGUGCUCCUCUCCUCCCUCUCUUCUCUUGAGAGCCCCGCGCUCCACACGGCACGGAGAGAGCGCCUGCUGGCUGGCUGCGCCGCUGCUGCCGCUGCCGCCCCCGUCUCCCCCCUCUCCCCACUGCACUUGCCGAUUGUAGGCCUUCUGCCUCUCGCCGCCCACCAUGUCGUCCGAGCGGCGACUCCAACGCGCCUCGGCUGAAGCUGGCGGCCCUCGACUGGCGUCUCCCAGCUCGUCCAUGGCCGCGGCUUUGCCCGGCUCCGGCGGCAAGCAGCCAGCCCCGGCCGGCGACUCGGAUCCGAUCGCCGAUCCGUCCAUUCCCCGGGCCUUCGGCCACACUGCCCCGGAUUUCCUGGACCUGGCGGCCACACUGCUGCUACAGCUGCACCGCGACGUUGAUGAGGACAUUUUGCAGAUCGCCGCCCAGAACCUGAUUGCCCGGUCGCAAAGUGCCUUCAAGAAGCAGUCACACUGGCUGCGGCGCGUGUCCGGGCAGCUCAAUGUCGGCCCGCAUCUGUCCUUCAAGAACCUCCUCGAAUCGGACUUCAUCCAUCUGGAGACCUUUCUCAGUGAUUUGACCAUCUUCUCCAGCCGCACGCUGGAUCCCGACGCCAUCGAUGCCGUGCGCAGUGCCGCCAGUCGCCUCAUUGUGGCAAGCUGCCUGGCCGUGGAUGUGGCGCACUUCACCUUCCUCUCGAUCCUGCCCCGCGACUCAGAUCUCUGCCUCUACUUUUGUGCCCUCUGUAAUGAGGCCCUGCUGGCCGUCGUUUCGGCAACCGCCAAUUGCGAGGACACGCGCCAUGUGAAGGAGAGCCUGGCCGUGUCUUUUAACAAGGCGUCGGUCUUCAUCGCUCGGCUGGCCGAAUCUUGCUCGCUUGUGUCGGUGCAGACCACCAGCACGCCGGCCCUCGAGUCCGAGCUCAACGGCUUUUUCGAUCGGCUGAGUCUCGUCAACAAAACCCUCAUGCGCAACAUCGAGAUCUAUCUCUCCGACAAGAGCGAAAAUCCGAGCACGCACCGACAGGUGUUCCGCACCAUUCAGGAAAUCCAUCUUCUCAUUUCCGAUCUGCACGCGGUGGUCCAGCGCGAGCUCCAACGCUUGCGGCACUCCGGCUUCCUCGGCUUCUUCCUGCAUACGCUCGAGCACUCGGGCCGACUCCUCGAUCGCCUCUCGGCCCGUGAAAUCGCCACGCGCAUGGAGGAGAUCCGUGCCAUUGCGGCCACCCUGCAGGAUCGGCGCUUUGAGCGGUGCCGCUCGGCCCUGGCGGCCGUGGCCCAGGCCGGCUCGUCCACCGUGAACCUCUCGCAUUUUUCUCUCUUCAGCAGCAGCACCGGCAUCAAUGCCCUGGGCUCUACCUCGCACCUGGGGUCCAGUUUGGUUCUGUCAUCGCUUGCAGCCAUGGAGCCAGCUGGCAGUGGGGCUGGUAUGGCCCAAAUGGCCCCGAUCCGGCCGCUGGAAAAGGUGACCACCAUUCCCGAGGAAGAGGAGGAGGAGGAGGAGGACGACGGUGUUGCCGACGAGGAGGACGAGGAGGAGCAUCUUGCCUCGACGGCUCCCGAGUCCGACAGUGCCCCGGGGAGUCCGUACAUGCUGGCGGGCAGCGGCCAUUUGGCCGCCAUGUCUCGCGGCGUCCCGGGCAGUCCCUCGGUUGCCAUCUCCUCCAUGGCCGAGGAGGAUGGCGAGGAGGAUGACAUCCGGGCCUCUCUCCUGGUGCAGUCCCAUGCCCCGGCCGCGGCUUCGGCUCUGCCCCCGUCAUUGCGCGUCAAGACCUCGCUCGACCCACUGGCCGUGGCCGCGGCUGCCGGCAACACAUCGAACCCCUCGUCGCCGGCCAUGCGGCCGCCGAAUCGCUUCCCCGGGGAGGAUGACUCACCUUCCGGGGAUUCCUUCUCGGCCACAGACUAUGACAGUCAAUUGUCGACCCCGAUGCUCGGUGUUCCGGAGCACCUGCCCCUGGCACCGCAUCGAAGCAUGAGCAAUCACUCGCUCAAGGACACCGCCGGACUCGUGCCGCUGGUCGCCUCUUCAAACAGCGCGGAGCACUUGCGUGCGUCCUCUCCUGCGCCGCUGUCCCCCGGCAGUGUGUCCCACUCGCAGCGCGUGCCACGCUCCUCGCUGUCCGGGUCUGUGUCUCCUUCGCCCUCCAGCGGGGGGCUGGUCCUUCAGUCCUCCAGCUCGGCGGCCAGGCUGGACGACUCGCGCGGGGGCGCCCUCACCCCCGGGGGGGCCUCGCCUGGCAGUAGUUCCUCGCAGCUGCUGGCUUCGGUUCGCUUGGCGUCCAGUGGCUCGGAGCAGUCUCUCUCGAUCGGUGGUGCUCCUGAGACUGCCGUCGGCAGCCAGCUCAAGCGCCGGCGGUCGCGCGUGUAUGUCCUCGGCCGGGCCUCCGCUCGGCCUGACUUGGGCCCUUCGCCAGCGCCCAUCAUCACCAUCCCCCACUCCGGUGGCGAUGGCGCUCCCCUGUCAGCGGCCGAUCUUCCCCCGAAGGUGUCCAGCCCGACAUCCAUCACUCGUUCCAUCACUUCGCCCAGCAGUCCGAUCACCCCUCUGGUGUCUGGCCAACUGAUGGGAUCCCAUUCGACGGAAGCCCUGCCUGGGGCCCUCGGCGGGGUGCCCGGCAGCCCGCGCACGCCAUCCGUCCCGACAUCCGGCCUCAGUGCCCGGUCAACCCCCUCGCUGCCACUGCGAUCGCCAUCCCGCCACUCGUUGGACUCGGAUCUGGACCUGCUUGAUGGUUUUGGCGGUACCGCCGGCAUUCCCGGAAGCGGGCUCAUCUCCACCGCAUCAUCCACCACCAACCUGGCCGGAACCUCCGCCGAGUAUGCCACGCUCAUGAGUGCGGACAUCGAGCGGGCUCUGGGUCAAGGGGCCCUCCUGUCGUCCGGUGGCUGUGUCGGCUCGGCUGCCACCUCGGCGAUCAACACCGGCGUGACGGCUCCCUCCUCCGACAUCAUCCUCGAACGCGGGGACCUGGAAUUCAUGAAUGUCGUGGCCUCCUUCCAGCAGCAGUCGCAGGAAGGGACCACCAUGCCCCCGGAGCGGUGGUACCUGCCGGGCCUCGGGCCCAACAACAUCUGGAAUGAGACGGACUCGGUGCAGAUCUUCCACCCGACCACGGAUGAAUGGGCUGUUCACUCGGCCAAGUUCAACAGCCUGGUCAUCUUCCUGACCUCGCCUUAUCAUCUGACUUAUGCGUCGAGCCAGAACUUCCUGAAUGUCUUCCUGCUUACCCUGCAGUUGUUCUCGUCGCCGAGUCUCUUCCUGGAGAAGCUCGUCGAGCGGUUCAAUGUCCCGCCCUGCCCGAGCCACAUCAACCCUGUUCUCUAUCAGAUUCAGGUCGUUGAUCCGGUCCAAACGCUGGUCUGUAACAUCCUUGAGCGCUGGAUCGCGGAGGGGCUCCAGUUUGAUAUCAUCCCCCUGCCGGAAAUCAUCGACGACGUGCGGCGUUUCAUCGCCCAGGAAAUUCACAGUUUCGAGCCGGAUCGAGCCAAGCGCAUCUCCAGCUCCCUGCAAAAGAUGGAGGAUAACUAUGCCCAUGGCUUGGCCCAGUUGGACUCAUUGAAGCUCUGCUACCCGGAGCUGCGCCCGACGUCGCCCUUCUGCUCGACCUCCUUUGUCAUGAAGACCGGCCCUCGGUCGCUGGCACACCACCUCACUGCCAUUGAUGCGGAUCUCUUCCGGGCCAUCCGCCUGGCGGAGUUCACCGCCAUCACGGACAAGCAGAGUUCCCCGAAUUUGCAGCGCCUCAUCACGCACACCAACCAGCUUACCAACUGGGUCAUGCGCUGCAUCCUUCGGGUGGACCUGGUUGAGAUCCGCCGCAAGAUGAUCCUCUGCUUCUUCGAAGUCCUACAGGAGCUUUAUCUCCUGAAGAACUUCAAUUCGCUGUUUGCCAUCCACUGCGCCCUGUCGCACACAUCCAUCAGCCGUCUGGCACAAACCUUCCGCGGGCUGCGCACCCGCCAUAUGGCCCCCUACCGGCGCAUCUCCGAGGUCUUCGCGAUGGAUAGCAACUACCGGAACUAUCGGCCGAUGCUGGCGUCGGUUCUCUCGCAGCCGGAUCACUGCCGGCCGCCCGUCAUCCCGGUCAUCCCGAUUCUCAUGAGUGACUUGACCUUCAUGCUGGAGGGCAAUCAGACGCUGACAACCAAGCGACGCAUCAACUGGCAGAAGUGCACCCUGCUGGGGAAUGUCCUGCUGGACAUUUCCCGUGCUCAGGCGGCUUCCAUCUCCUAUCGGAACAUGCUGAGCCUCAAUCUGCCUCGCAUCCUUUGGGAGCACAUCCACGGGUCGUCCUCCUCGGAUGCCGAGCUCUACCAGAUGUCCUACGCGCUGGAGCCCCCGGACAAUGGGUCCCACUCUCGGCAGUCAUCCAGCAGUGGGUCCGGCAUCCGGACCUCCCCUUCGCUCUCAUCCUUGACCAUGGGCGCGACCUUCAACUUGGGUGAGGGAUCGCGCUUGAGCUUUGCCGGCUCCGGCUUCGGGUCCAAUGGCGGCAGUGUGGCGCAGCGUGGUGGCAGUGGCUCCCACGGAACCGGCGGAGCCGGUGGCAACAGCAGCGGCUCCACCUCGCGCCUGGGCUUCCUCACCUAUCGCCGCCGGCCGCGGGCCUCGGUGGAUGGGCUUUUCGAAGGAGGCGGCAGUUCCAGCGCUGGCGCCUCCCCAGUGCCCCCGUCGCCGACCGUGUCCGGCACCGGUCCCCACACCCCGGACCAUGGUGCCAGCGACAUGGUGAAUGGAUCUUCGGCCAGCGAAAAUAAGCUCCGCCGGGCCCUGUCCCACUUGAAUGGUCGCUCGCCCGGCUCCGGGCCCCGUGGCCCGACGCACCCUCCUCCCCCGGUGGCUGUACACGCCCGCCGGGUGUCGGAGCCGGUUUCCUCGCGCCCGCGUUCGGUCUUCAUGAUGGGCGGGUCGUCAUCCUCCGGGCCGAAUGCUGCACCGACGGCCACCGGCCGCACCGGAUCCUUUGGGUCCUCCUCUUCCUCCUCCUCCUCAGGUGCAGGAGCCGGCAUUGGCGGGGGCAGCACCCUGCGUCGGGUGUCGGAGCCCUCACCACGCCCAGCCUCGGUCAUGCUAGCCUCGGACCACAAUGGGGGAGUCUACUCGUCGCCGGUGGCCGAUCCCUUUGGCAGCCCGGCCAUGCCGGUCGGCGGGUCAGCCGCGGGGUCUCUCUCGGACCUGGGCAGCUUCGACCGGACGUCGGUCUUCUUCGGUGGCUCGGGUAGCGGGAGCGACCCCUUCCUGGCCACAGAUGACUCGUCGGUCUUUUACUCGACCCCAAGUGGUGGCAUGCCGCCGCCGGCCUCGUCCGGAACCUCCCGACUCAUGGGCCCUGCCGGGACCUCCUCCUCCUUCCGGUCCGACUCUCCGCCGAUGGUCAUCACCAGCUCCCCCUCCAACUUGUCACUGGCCUCGGCGGCCGGCACCGCCCCGGCCUUGAGCCGGACCAAGUCCGACCACCAGCGUCGAUCAUUGUCUGGGGCCGCGUCCACUGGGGAUCUGCCGCACAUGGCCUCGGAGACCCUGCCGCGGUCACGCACCUCGGGCGUCAGUCUCCGGUCAAGCGGGGCCUCCAGUGUGUCGGUGAACCAGCCGCCGCCGCCCACGGCCACCCACGGUGGCGGAGCCCCCGGCCCGCAGCUCCGGACCGGCACCAACUCAAUGUACUCGAGCCACUCGUCGCUCCAUUCACAGCGGUCCACCGCCACCACGGCGUCCGACCGGCCGAGCUCUCCCUCAAGCAGCAUGGGCACAAUGUUGAAUGCCCUGGGAUCGCUGUUCGGGUUUGGCCGCCGUGACCAGUAGUCGCGCUCCCUCCCCCCCCC